Astyanax mexicanus (Mexican tetra) is the source of this 1165-nucleotide messenger RNA. RefSeq names its product collagen alpha-1(X) chain. The transcript has 6 exons. Lineage: Eukaryota; Metazoa; Chordata; Actinopteri; Characiformes; Acestrorhamphidae. Gene Ontology annotation, molecular function: protein binding. The coding region runs from base 77 to 913 and encodes 278 amino acids. The record is from RefSeq and is a predicted model, not a curated record.
GAGAUGAUGGCAGGAGGUCUAUAAGAAGAGCAAAUAUGAGAGUGAGACACUGCAGGAGGAGAGAACAGCAGUAAAGAUGAAGAGAACAGUGACUGUUACUUUUCUGUUGCUGCUGCUGCUGCUGCAGAUCAGCCUGCAACAAACUCGAGCUGCAGCUGAUCCGAAGUCACUAAAACGCUCUGAUGAUCUGAAAAACAUUUUGUACGAGCAAGGAACCGCGCUGGCUGAGAUGAAGACUCAGGUGAAGUUCAUAGAGAAGGAGAACGGAGACCUGAAAACCAAAAUGACCAGACAGAUCAAACGUUCCAGGCAAACUGAGAGUCAGCUGGAGAGCCUAAAGAAAGAAAUGGCAGCACAGUUGUCGGAGGUGUCUGUAAUAAGAAGCUCACUGGUGAAUGUUGAGGCUGAAAUGGGGAAACUGAAGAAGGAGAAUGAAGAUCUGAAGAAGAAAGCGUCUACAGCUGAGGGUUAUCUGAAGACUCUAAAGAAGGAAAUCACAGAAAAACUGCAGGUGGUGUUCUCAGCAGGGCUGUCUGCAUCUGUCGGACCUCUGAGUGGUCUUGGUGUAGUGGUCUACACUAAAGUCUUAACAAACACUGGAGGAGCUUACAGUCCAAGCACAGGAGUCUUCACAGCUCCCACUGCAGGCAUCUACUAUUUCAGAUUCACCGCCUGUGGAUCAGCCAAUGGUCAGUAUUCAGGUGUAAGUCUCUACAGAAACCAGGAGAGGCUGACUCACCUAUCUGAAUACAAUAAUGAUGGAUACCCUAGACACUUCUCUGGAGGCAUCGCCAUACAUCUCUCUGAAGGAGACGCUGUUACCGUCCGUCUCCCAAGUAGUUAUCGUCUGUAUGAAGACUCCUACACUCGCAAUAUUUUCAGCGGCUUCCUUCUCUUCCCUAUGAACUCCUGAUCCUUCUGUGAAACAAGAUCUACACAAUUCUGAAUUUACAAAUAAAUCUAAACCUGUGAUGAAAUAAUUUGCAUUCUUUUUCUGUAUUUAGACCAAAAUAAUAUCAAAAUUUUAUCAAAAUAAUAUCAAUUUCAAAAUAAAUAUUAUUAGAUGUGUGGAGAGAUUUUAUGUCUGUUAAAGGGGAUGAUGUUCUUGUCUUUAAAGGUUAUAGAUAUUUUAAAAAACAAGUUUAUGUUGUGUAUGGGUUUUUGU